AUGGUGUGGGCGCCUCGUGCUGGUGGUCUAGGUAUUGAAAUGGCUGGAUUUUUCCUGGGGCAUGAUGCAGUUGACAAAGGUCUGUUCGCGGUCAUCACAAGCUCAGAUGUUGGAAUUUUCCCGGCAGUAGAAGGCUACUACACCGGCGUGUUGAGUUGUAUAUUGGCUGUCGCCAGGGCAAUUGAUUAG
Aspergillus niger is the source of this 189-nucleotide messenger RNA. RefSeq lists its product as uncharacterized. Bases 1 to 189 code for a protein of 62 amino acids. NCBI's taxonomy places the organism in Eukaryota, Fungi, Ascomycota, Eurotiomycetes, Eurotiales, Aspergillaceae. The record is from RefSeq and is a predicted model, not a curated record. The transcript is spliced from 3 exons.